GAGAAAAGGAGAAAGAAAUGAAUGACAGCUAGGAGGAAAGGAGGAAAGAAGGAAGGAGGCGAAAAAGAAAGAUAAAAAACACAAAGCAGAUGUCAUACACUGAUGUUUUAAGACACUGAACAUUAUUACUUUAAAAUUCAUAGUUUUCAAUAUCCAUACAUGGACAAUAAAGGCUCCGUUUACCGGUCAAUUCCCCCGGGCCUCCCUUCCCCCGAGAAAACACGAAUGGUCAAUUGGGGAAAAGUUACCUCCCGCCCCUUUGUCUGCCGUGCUGGAACCAAGGCCUCCGGCCAUACCGGUACGUACGGUACCGGUACCGAAUCAGCGCUAGCUAGUAUUAGUAGCCGAUCGAUCCGGGCUACUGGAGGAUAUCGAACCGGUACUAGAAUUCGAGAAAAUGGCUGACAUUUGCACCUUGGAACACGCGACAUUGAAGGUUCCUUAUGAGAACCUGAACAAGAAUUUCAGGAACUGUCAGAAGGUCAUUGAUAGAGAAGUAGCACAUGUUAUGCAGGUUACUAAUGACUUGGAGAAAUGUCUAGAUGGGAAGGAACCUACUGUGGGGUCUGUAGUAACCCUUCUUGAUUCAGUUGUGGACAAGCUGACCGUACUAAAGAGAAAGGCUGCAGAGGCAAUAGCACUGGAGGAAGAGAGCGCUCAGGCUUGUAAGAAACGACUUGCCCACCUAAAGGAACAUGAUACCACAACGGGUAGCACCCUCUCACAAUGGAAGAAGAAGAGGAUAGAUAGAAUGUUGGUUGAAUACUUCCUCAGGGCGGGGUACUAUGAGACUGCUGUAAAGCUAGCAAGACAUUCUCAAAUUGAGGAUCUGACAAAUAUAGACCUGUUUCUAGUUUCUAAAGAAGUUGAAGAAUCUCUGAUCAGACGGGAAACAGCGCCUUGUUUACAAUGGUGUCAUAACAACAAAACCAAGCUAAGAAGAAUAAAGAGCACAUUAGAAGUCAACCUACGUACGCAAGAGUUCAUAGAAUUGAUCCGAUGUGAUUUCCGUGUGGAGGCAGUCAGGCAUGCUAGAAAAUACUUUGGUUCUCUUGAUGGUGAACAGAUUAAGAAGAUAAUGGUUCUUCUGGCGUUUCCUUCUAAUCCAAACAUAUCAGAAUAUAAAGAAUUGUUUGAUGACCUACGAUGGCAAAAACUAGUUGGUCAGUUCCGUGAGGAGAACUAUAAGCUCUUCCAGUUCAACACAACACCAGUACUAACGUUGACACUAGAGGCUGGUCUGGCAGCAAUGAAAACACCACAAUGCUACACAGACCAUGCUAAGAAUGCUGAUUGUCCUGUAUGUAGCAAGAACUUGAAUGAAUUAGCCAAGAGCUUACCGUUUGCUCACUGUGCACAAUCAAGACUAGUCUGUUCAAUAUCAGGUCAAGUAAUGAAUGAACAUAACCCACCUAUGAUGCUACCAAAUGGCUAUGUAUAUGGUGAAAAGUCACUCCUGACCUUUGCUGCUGAAAACAACGGUCGAAUUAUAUGUCCCAAGACAAAGAAAGUCUAUUCCAUGGAUGAACUGGAGAAAGUAUUUAUCAUGUAAACACAUCUCCUGGCUGACUGAGUUAGAUAGAUAGGUCGCUAUUUUGUGUCCCCGUUUAUUAUUGCCAAGGCUGCAUUUUAUAUUUUAAAAAGUCUUGAUACAGAGAUAAGUAUUUUUAUUGCAAUGUUAUAAAAGAUUUGUGGUCAUGUGACAGAAGUUAUGGGGCCGAGAGUAUCCACAGAGUUUGUUCAUUGUGCUAAAUUAAACCUCGUUAUGCUAUGGUGAGACAAGCUCAGCAACGUUUUUCAUAGUGUUCAGAUACGAUGAGACACAUCACUUUACUUUUGGGCAUUACAUUCUUCAUGUCCUGAAGCUGCGCUUGACAAACUCAUGACAUGACAAUCCUUUUUGUCAUGAUGCCACAAGCCUUGUUUAAUAUAUGAUAUUAUAACAAGAUAAGUACAAUGCCAUGAGUAUUUUUCAUGCCUUCAAUUUGUAAGGAAAAGCUGCAUAACUUUAAGAUUAUUUUGAGAUAAACAGUAUUAGGGUUGCUCUGCGAUAAAAGAUAUGUCUUAUAACCAAUUGACUUAGUUCACAUAAUACUGCUGAUUUUUUUUGCUGAGCUUUGUCACACCGUGGCAUCAUUUCAUAAAGACUUGUUAUAAUAACAAAUGCAUAAAUUUACCAUCAGCCAAUCAGACUAGAUGAUUUCAGUAGCUUUAAACUGUUAUUGCAAUUAACAAGGUAUAUGAAACUGGCCCUAAUGUGUGAAUGAGGCUUAUUAAAGUUAUGCUACUAUGUAUUUUGUAUGAAAAAUACUUCACUGUGGUUGGGACUAAAGAACAGAGAAGCCAGUCUCCAGGCCUUUUUCCUGAUUUUAGGCCCUGAUAAUACCAUUUCAGGCCCAGUGAGUACGGUAAUACAAACUUGCAUUUCUGUUAGGAAGUGUAAGUUAUGUACUUGUAUGUGUCAGAACUCGAGUGCACAUGUUGUAUGCUCACAUCCAAUGAAUGGUGAUGGAGACAUUGUGAACUCUUUGUUGACUUACAGGUAAACCUUGGUCUACAUGUUAGUCUGUGCUGAAAUUAUAGAAAGCCAAUGAUUGAAGUGUUUUUUUAUGCCUGGGUUCUCUUCCCAUUCUUAUAAGGUGAAGAAAACUCAUUCACAGACAGGUUGAAUGGUUUGGAUACCCAAUUUGCUGCUAAAUUUACUAGUAACAUGAACUAUUUGAGAUUUGCAUAACAUUUGGCUUGCUAUACUCAAAACAGAUUUAGACCACAGUUUAAGGUGAACUUGGGAGCACUUCAUGAAACACAUACUAGUAGUGUAAUUUCACAGACCAUUUGUCAUAAGUUACUGAAAUCCUUGCAUCUGAUUAGCACAUUUGUCAGUGUUGACCAUUGAUAAGAUCCUUUAUUAAACACUUUCCACAAAUCCAGAAUAAGGAUUACGACUUAAUUCUUUGGGUUCACUGAUCAGCUGCUCAUCACACAUGUUAUUAAUUUGAUGAUUUCAGAACCACUACAAAGGCCCGUAUUCUGAAGUCAGGUUUAACUUAAACUCGGGGUUUAAAGUUGUGGUUUAAGUAUGGGAAGCCAAAACUAUCAAUUUUUUUUAUUAAGUUGAACGUUUCUUAUGUUUACUGUGCUCUUUCCCGAUUCAUCGAUGGUGAAGACAAUAAUCUAUUUAUACUUACUAGACAAUUAUGAAUGAUUUGAGAGCCAAAUGAGCUGAAAUAUGAUAUCUCUACCAUUAGUGAUUUAUCCAACAAUUGGCUAUCCAUACUUAAACCACAACUUUAAACCUGCUAUCAGAAUACGGGCCAAAGAUUUUAACUUGUAAGACUGAGCCCACAUAUAUAUGUAUGUGUGUGUUCUGUGUUCAAAGGAAGAUGUGUGUUAUAGCAUAAUCAGUCACAAACAGAUUAAUGCAAGUAAAACAUGUUGAGAUAAUCUUGAGCCUCGUUCUUAAAGACUUGUAGUAAUAAGAAAUACACAAUCUUUAUUGCAAGUUUAUUAUCAGUCAAUCAAAUCAAGUGACUUCAGUAGCUUUAAACUGUUGUUACAAAUUUGUUAUUGUAACAAGUUGUAUAUAAGGGGCCUCUGAUUGGGUACUUAAUCUAAGAGGUCAAAUAUUCUGGCUUAGACAAGUCAAACUUGUCAAUAAAGACUACACCAUGGAGACAAGAAAUGCAGCUAUUAUAAGCCAUUAGUCUUUAUGGACAGGCUCAGGCUAAAGUAGGACACCUUGCAUUAAGGUGUGCAAAUUAAUCGAAUUUAUAGCCUGCAAAUUAAUCGAAUUUAUAGCCACUUUUUAUCCUUUUCAUUUACUAAUCCUUGAGCAAAAAUCCAAAUAGACAAAUGGAUCAAAUUCACAGCUUUCUAGCUGUUUUACAAAAGGACUAAAAACAGCUGCAAUUUGGCUAUUAAAAGAGAAAGAAAAAAAAAUGCUGUAAAAUGGCAAGCUGCUCUAUGUAAAGUUUUACUGUAUCUCACUUACAGAAAUGGAAUGUUACUAUAAAUAUCAUUUGAAAGCUUAAGAUGGAUGCAGUCUAUCCUAGAAAAGAAGCAUCAAAAUAAUAAAAAAGAUAUGUGUAUAAGA
Messenger RNA from Lytechinus pictus (painted urchin), 4093 nucleotides. Its product is annotated as E3 ubiquitin-protein transferase MAEA-like. The transcript has 10 exons. Lineage: Eukaryota; Metazoa; Echinodermata; Echinoidea; Temnopleuroida; Toxopneustidae. Bases 398 to 1552 code for a protein of 384 amino acids. The record is from RefSeq and is a predicted model, not a curated record. Gene Ontology annotation, biological process: proteasome-mediated ubiquitin-dependent protein catabolic process. Gene Ontology annotation, molecular function: ubiquitin protein ligase activity; protein binding. Gene Ontology annotation, cellular component: cytoplasm; GID complex; nucleus.